GAGUAGGUCUGUUUAUUCGCGACACACGACAGCGGUCAAAGUGCACGUUGUCUUUUAUAAAACUUGAAUACAUUCUGCCGUAUGAAACGCCGACUCGAUUCAUAAUGUAGCUGGCCUCCGCCGCGGUGGAUGCGAACUGUAUACAUCUGCCGACAUUAUCGGACUCUUAUUAUUAUGAAAAAUCGCGUGUGAUUAAUAACCUCCUGAAUCCUGAAAUCGCUGUAUUAAGCCGAUGACAUUGACGUUCGGUGAGCGGGAAUUUCGAGUGAAGUUUUGUAAAGAAUGUAAUUCCCCGCUGCUGAUUUAGUGUUCGUUCUCGGAGUUUGUAGAGUGAAAGUUGCUUGAGAUGCGGUUAUGGAGCGGCAGUAAUGUUGCCAACAGUUCUGCUCGCCCUUGUGUGAUUGGCAAGACAUUGUACUUAGUUUAAUAACACAAAAUAAAGCAUCAUGCCGUUCACAAUGAAAGAAGGCGGCUUCGGCACCGGCGACUACGUGGCGUUCGGGUUGUUGUGCGCGGCGUCGUGUGCCGGCGGCGUGUGGUACAGCGCGCUGGGCUCGCGGAAGCGGACGCUGGUGGACAUCAGGGACUAUCUACUGGGCGGCAAGGCCAUGAGCACGGCGCCGGUGGCUAUGUCACUUAUAGCCAGUUACGUGUCAGGAGUGACAAUUUUGGGCACACCGGCGGAGAUCUACAACUACGGCACGCAGUAUUGGCUGGUGAUCAUCGGCGUGACGCUCAGCUGCAUCAUAGUGGCGGCAGUCUAUCUGCCAGUGUUCUGCACGCUGAGACUAUCGUCGUCUUAUGAAUAUUUAGAGUUUCGAUUCAAUCGUCAUGUUCGCGCCGUAGCGUCACUCCUUUUCUUAUUGGACGAGGUAUUGUUCCUGCCUAUGGUCGUGUAUGUUCCUGCAUUAGCAUUUAAUCAAUUGACGGGGUUCAACGUGUUUUACGUGGGCGGCAUCAUGGUGGCCAUUUGUGGUAUUUAUACAGCAUUAGGCGGGUUAAGAGCAGUGGUCUGGACGGACUCGGUGCAGACCGGCGUGAUGUUUAUCGGCGUCAUUCUGGUGGCUGCGGCGGGCACCGUCGCCGUCGGUGGCUUCUUCUCCGUGCUGGACGUGGCGACACAGUCCGGCAGGGUGCAACUUUCCAAUUGGAGCUUUUCUCCGUACGAACGUCAGACGGGGUGGGGUGCCGUCUUCGGUGGCAUGAUCUACUGGACAUGCUUCAACUCCGUCAAUCAGACCAUGGUGCAGCGGUACAUUGCGCUGCCGUCCAAGCGACAGGCCAUCUAUGCUCUAGCCAUGUUCUGCUUCGGGGCUGUCCUGGCCAUCUCACUCUGCGUGUGGUGCGGGCUGGCGGCGUGGGCCGCGUGGGUGCAGGGCGGCUGCAACCCCGGCGGCGUGCCGCUGGUUGACGACCGCCUGCUGCCUGCUUUCGUCACCUACAUUAGCAAGUUGCAACACCUGCCGGGGCUUGCUGGGGUGUUCUUGGCGGGAGUUUUCGGUGCUGGUUUGAGCUCGCUGUCCGCGGUGCUAAACGCCUGCGCACUGGUGGCAGUAGAAGACAUAAUGCGCGGCUGGUUGCGCUGGCACUUGAAGCCCUUACACGAAGGCAUCAUCGCGCGGGUGGUGACCGUGGUGCUCGCCAUCAUAUCCCUCAUCAUGCUGAUGGUCAUUGAGAGGCUGGGCGGAGUGCUGGGUGUCGCAACCGCGCUAUCAGCAAUCGCUGCCAGCGCCACCUGUGGCAUCUUCACGCUCGGCAUGGCGUUCCCCUGGGUGGGACCCCGGGGCGCCAUCGCGGGCGCCAUUGCGGGCGCUAUCGUGGCCGGCACCACGUCCAUGGGCAUCCAGGCCGCCUCGGCGCAAGGCUUGAGGGCGCCGCCUCUCAACUUCACCAUGGAGUGUAUUAGGAAUUCGUCAUACGUGCCACCUGCUGAUAUUUUGGACCCAGAAACAAUAUUCCCAUUAUUCCGCAUCUCCUACCACUGGAUCGCGCCGCUCGGCCUUUUCACAACCCUGAUCGUCGGAUCCGUGAUGGGCUACCUGCUGGACAGCAAGUCGUCCAUCGUGAUGGAUAAGGAGCUGUUCACACCGGCGAUAUGGCGCUGCCUUCCAGCCGAGGCCCACGAGAGAGCCGGCGAGGUGCGGAGAGCCGCCAUGUUGGAUAAAGACGUGGAGCCGGCGCCGAACGCACCGCUUAUAUUGACUCCCAUAGGAGCUAAGGUUGAGAUGAACGGGGAGGCCAGCAGAUCGGGCAGAUGACUGUUUUGAAACAACUUGCAAGGUCUUAAUUACUUUCAAAACUUAUGACCAUAAUAUACUCUCCAUAUCUACUGAAUGUGGCAGAAACUAUGAGAAAUCAAUUGGUAGUUUGUGAUUGUGACGGACAUAUUACCAAGAAAAGAGUGAUUACUAUCUUUCUAUGGUGUUAACAGUUAGGUAAAACUCAGGAUCUUAUAGGUGUUAGUGGUAUUAGUAGUGGUGCAGGAUUGUAGAAUGUGCUGUACUGUUUUCAUCACCGCCAGUGUUUUGUUAAGAGGCCUACCGUGAACAUCGAAGUACAAUAGAAAGUGACAUAGAUUUUACUUGGAUUUGAUUUUUUUGCGGUAUCCGCCCAGGGACUUCCUUAUUGUUGAAUUUUAUUUCAUCCCGGACGUAUAACCUCGUGCCGCCCACCAUACAAAAUCUCGCACUGUACAUUGGGCGGCAUGAGAAUAAAAAUUGUUGUAUUAUCCUUUACUGACAAUUCCAGUGCAAAAUGAAAAUGAACAUUUCUUUAAUUUAUUUAUUUACCUACUUUAAUAGGAUAAAUGAGCUGAAAAAGUUAUAUUUAUAUUCUAUGAAAUUUUAUUUUACAAAUGUAGUAAAAUUUAUUUGGAUAUCAUCCCAGACAUAUUCUGAAUUUUAAUGUAGGUGUGUGCCUAUACAGGAUGUACAAAAAUAGUGGUAAUUCGUUCGAUAUCGUGUUGUGACUAGGAAAAAAAAAUGUUUUAUUUUGACGUGACAAAAAAAUCUAGGUGUCCAAGUCCGUCAACCCUCCAUACAAAGAGCAAAAAUGUUUCGCGUCAAAAAAUUGUUUCUUUUACUUUUUCCUUAUCAGAAAACGAUCCCGUAUGUGCCCUUAACCCUUUUCCAGGCAUAGGACGAUUUAUCGACCGCAUACGCGACAUUAGAAUUUUAACUUUAUCAUUCCGAUUUAAGGUUCAAAUUAGAUUACACUUUCAGGAAAUGUUACUUGUCUUCAAAUGAAUCAUCAAAGCUGGAUAAUUGGAAUAUAUUUGGAUUUUUUGGGAAAACCUUGUAGAUUGGUGCGGCCUGGAAAAGGGUUAAACGGAUCCAUCCCCUAUUUUUGUUACAUCCUGUAGAGUCGGAUAACUUUGCAUGCCAUCUGCAAUGACAAAGUGUGGCAACGUCAUCAUAAAUGUCAAAUUUCUAUGAAAUUAUGACGUUUAUAAUGAAACUACUCUACUUUGUUCUGUUCAAGUCGGUCAAUGUUAUCUGAGACGUAUUCUAGAUAUAAACGAAAGUGGUCUGAGAAUUUGGCAGUGAAAGAUAACUUUUUUUAUUAAGGCCGCGGACUGGACGCAUGCGAUGAGUUGAGCGGGGCUGUUGUCCAAAAUAGCCGCGCGCCGCGUACGUCCACUCCGCGGCCAAUAACAUGAACCUAGGCGCCGUCAUACAACCGAAGUUUCGCUCUAAUUCAAAAAUAAUUCUGAAAUGUCACAACGACUGGUCAUGAAAGAACAGUUUUAUGAGAGUAUGAAAGGAGUUAAAUACAUAAAAAACGCUCUAUUUUCUAUUUUUAUCAACAAAACUAGUACCAGACAUAAUCUAUGUUAUGUAAAUGUUCAUGUCAAGUUUCAUGUAAUUUGAGCAUGUAGUUUUAAAAAGAGAGCCUAACUUCGAUUUUAUGCGGGCAGUUUUUUUGGCGACGGCUUUAUACGACGCUUCAGAGGCUGUCAAUACCUAAAGCGCGCACACUGUCUAUUUGUAUCGGAGUAAAUGAGAUGGCACUGUCGCAUGUUACUGGGCCUGGGCAAGGGAAUAAUAAGAAAAACAUUUAAAUAAAAAAAAGUGGAUUAUUAGUGUAAUAUUUAACUCGACCAAGGUUUAGAUAUAAAUGUUUUGAAAUUGUGAUUUUAAUUGCAGACCCAUAAGUCAAAACAAUAAAGACAUAAAACCGUUUAAUUGUGAUUUUAAGACCAAUCUUUGCAAUUAUUUUCUAUCGAGCCGAUUUCGUUCAAUCGUGUAUCGAGUACGACCACGGUCUUUGAAAUAUAAUUAAUAUAAACAUAUAUUUUUCUUACUUGACUAAAAAAAAUAGUCUUUCUUAAAAAACUGUUUAAGUAACAUCAAUUUCAAGGACAUUGGGUGUUGACAGCCUCUUAACCCGCGGCAAAGGGUUAAAUUAUGUUUUUCAGGCGGUCACUUUUGCUUGUGUAAGACCUCAAGCACAGUUGUUAUUUUAGACAAAGUUAUUGUAUUGAAUUGUGUGCAUUGCAAAUGUACUUAUUACUCACUAAAGACCUUAUUUUAUGUCAUAUACCUAGGAAUACUAAAUUGCUUAAAGUACCUAGUGCUAAGUAUUGUGCAUCACUUUAGAAGUUAAGUAUGCGUCUACAUUACUUUGUACUACUUUACGCGACUUCCAGACCAAUUCGAAUAUACACUGAUAUUGGAAUGACAUUUAACUGAUUCAGUUGUCGUGCAUUUCGUUCGUACUUGUCUGUUCAUGUACGUAUUGGAGCGAGCGAGACGCACGAUAUCAGAAUAACAUGUUAUAUUCAAUUUCAAAUAUCAUUCUGAUCUCAGUGUAUGUUCAAAUUGGCCUGUUAGUCUCUGGCCUAUACUUUAGUUAGAGAUGUAACAUAGGUACUAAUUCUUGUAUUAAUACACGUAAUGAACGGGGCCAAUGUAAAUAUAAGUUAUUGAAUGAUUUUAUUGUGUAAUGGUCUGCAUUGGGUCUGAAGUUAUAAAAAUUUGAAUGAAAUAAAGUGAUAAUAUUUUAUAGUUCCUAGUGUUAUAAUUUAUACAAAAAAUAAUCACUAAAAUAUUAGGUAAGUAGGUAAAUAAUUGAAUACUUUUCAACAUAGAACAUUAGAAUGGAUGUUUUCAGCCAUUAUGAUAGUCGAGCGGCGUUCAGAUUAGGUAUAACAUCUUUAAUAUCACAUAAAGGGAUUUUUGAUUAAUACAUGUUAUGAAUAUCUGACUCUGAGCAUAGCUUAUACUUAAUCUGUCAUGACUUUAAUAAAACCAUUUUAUUCGAGUGAUGGGGCCACCUUGUCUGACUUCUCCGUUGAUUUACCUUUUUCUAUUAAUUUAAUUUAAUUAAUAAACACGAUUAAACAAAGACCUAAUUAAAUUACUGACUUUGUAUACCAAUAAUAUAGACAAAAGCGUCCCGUUUUUACUAAUUUGGACACUAUAAAUAAUAAUAUUUUAUUUAAGGUGUUAUGUUAAGCUUUCUCAUUUUCUUUAUAUUACUUUACUGGUGCAUCUAAAAUUACGUUAUUUAAGAUUAAGUACCUAACUUUGUGUCUCAUUUGAUUAUCCGGAAAUUGUAUAGGUAAACAGGACUCACUGAAAUAAAACAAUUUUCACAAAUACUCAGGACCCUUCUGCAAGAAAUGAUUAAUAAUAAUAUACCUAUUCAAUAUUGAUAUAAUUACGUAUUUCUUUUUUUUAGAUUAAUAACAAGAGAAGAAACAUCUUAAGUUUUUCUUUAUGUUAUUAAGUAGUUCUCAUUAAGCAGUAAAUAUUGCAAAAGCAUAAUCUAUUAAACUCCACUGAGAUAUUUAGUAUUUUAGUAAGUAUACAUUUAAUUAUUUUUAGGGUUUUAGGUACUUACUUAUCACAUUCUUCGUAACAGUAUUCUUUAGUAUUUUUCAAAUGGCUGCAACUUAAAUUUUGUUAAACAUAAUGCACAAAUCAUAAACCUCUUUGUCAUUUUACUGUUUAUUAUUGUUCCCGAUUAUAAUUCGUGUCUUUUCCGAUGACGUGCAGUUAUGUCAAAUCUAAUCUUUAAUAACAUGACAAUAGGAGUGAAGGCAUGCGUCGUCGUGCAUGACACGAUCUUUAAUGUACUUCACAAUGUUUACUUUAUUUUACUUACACUUCAGAGGUGUUUCAUGUAACACCUCUGAAGUUGCAGGCUUCCAUAGGCUACGGUGUCUGAUUACCAUCAGGAGGGCCGUAUGCUUGCCACCGGCGGGGUAUAUAAAAAACUUAGUACUUGAAUUGUAUUUAUUUAGAAGUUAAAAUCAAUUGGCAUUAAGUUACAUUUGGCAUGGAGGCACCAAAAUAAUGUUAAACAUCGCUUCCAGAACUGGGUUCUGGGCAUUUUGUGCACAUUUCCCAGUGCUGAUAAAUAUAAAUUUUAAGUUUUUAAAGUUAAAAGUGACGUGUGUAUUCGGAACCUAAUAUAAUUCACUCAGCAAGAUGACUUUUUAUUUACAUUACAUAUUUCAAGGACCAAGUACCUGAUUGCGAUGUUGAAAGUGUAUUUUUGUAACGAUGUUUAGAAUGUAAAAUAACAAUAUAUGUAAAAUACCAUUAUAGAUUGAAAAAUACAUUUAUAUGUAAAGCUGC
Molecule: messenger RNA, 6584 nt
Organism: Cydia pomonella (codling moth)
Lineage: Eukaryota; Metazoa; Arthropoda; Insecta; Lepidoptera; Tortricidae
Product: sodium-dependent multivitamin transporter-like
Exons: 13
Coding region: 447-2258 (603 amino acids)
Biological process (GO): sodium ion transport; transmembrane transport
Cellular component (GO): membrane
Molecular function (GO): symporter activity
Source: RefSeq, a predicted model, not a curated record